Messenger RNA from Anopheles arabiensis, 8691 nucleotides. RefSeq names its product glutamate-gated chloride channel (gene GluClalpha). NCBI's taxonomy places the organism in Eukaryota, Metazoa, Arthropoda, Insecta, Diptera, Culicidae. Gene Ontology annotation, biological process: signal transduction; chemical synaptic transmission; chloride transmembrane transport. Bases 3422 to 4669 code for a protein of 415 amino acids. The transcript has 9 exons. Gene Ontology annotation, cellular component: neuron projection; membrane; synapse. Gene Ontology annotation, molecular function: transmembrane signaling receptor activity; neurotransmitter receptor activity; extracellular ligand-gated monoatomic ion channel activity. The record is from RefSeq and is a predicted model, not a curated record.
AUUCAAUUAAAUUUUUAAACAUCUGCCACACCACACGCUUUUACAGCAUUAUUUUCCUUCAUUUGCCCCUUUCUUUGCCCGUUGUAUAUUUACACUACUGUCAAUUUAAGCAAACAAAAAAUACUACUCAAACACAGUCAACGCUCUUCAUACUUCAUCUUUCCCUGAACCAUUUCAUUCAUGUCAUCCAUCCAUUGCCGUCCAUUACCAUAACCAUCCAUUUUCCAUUCUCCAUAUUUAGUUCAGUUUCAUCCUUUGCUCAUUUAAUAAACCGUAUUUACGUGUGACAAAUCAAUUUCGUUUAUGUAAUUUAAAAGCAUUCAGCUACUUUCUCGUACUCCAUACUUAUCUGCUGUAUAUCCUAUCGUCUAACUAUAAUCCCCUGUGUGUAUGACGUUAUACUAGCAAACGAAGCGGACCAAUUUUGUUAUCCAUAUGUUGCGACAUGUAAUCCCUUACCGUUUUGCGUACAUACUAUUGUUCUUAACGUACUGCUGCGUGCUCUAGUGUACUCCUCUUCUCUUGUUGCGAUUCUAUCCUCUAUUUCACUGUUACGUUUUACUCUGUCCCAUCCAUGUGCUAAAAGAAUAUUAUAUUUAACACAAAAAACCUUUUCUUUCAAAUUAAUUUUAGUUUUUUCCUUUGUUUUGUUGUACUUCUAUGCUCAGUUGUUAUUGUGGUUGUGUUUUAAUUUUAUUUUUCUGUUAUUUCUAUUGAAAUGCGACUAGCCAGAGUUUGGUUCGCAUAUAAAACGCGUAAAAUUAGUUACAAACAUUCAAUAGCCCCCAGCUGCAGACCAUUCUCAGCACAAUUAAAUCGUUAAAGCUAUCGCCCAUAAUCGCUCCCUCACCCGGAAAAGUGAUAAUAAUUCACGAAUUUAUCAGCGCUCGUUGGGAAAAACAGACCCAGGCGCCAUCGCCCUUCCCUUUCCACUUGCGCCACACUAAUCCAAUCAGGCUCGAAAGAGCGACAUUUCGAAUGCAAAAUUUUUCACUAGAAUUAAUUACCGUCUACCUACGGUACGCUAGAAAAGCAGCACGAAACUUGCGCACGAACCGUCAGGUGCUCGGUGAGUCUUCUUCAGCUCGCCCGUUCGGUCGACACCGAACAGUGAGCAAAGCGUUACGGAAGCAAAUAGUAACGACGGGAGCGCAAAAACAGCAGCUAACAAAAAAAAGAAAAAUGCUAAUCAAAUCCAAGGUCCUGAUUUGAUGAGCACAUUUACAUUUUCGCCCGUUCCAUUCGCCCGGGUGCUCCGGGUGCUUUUUGCGAACAUACGAACCUGCCCCUGCCGGAGCAAAAUAAUUCAAAAACAUCCUCAUCAUCUUCAUCACCAUUUCCGCACCCGCUACAAAACAUCCAAACAAAACCGUCGUUUGUGUGACGUCCUCGCCAUCCGCAGUGGUAGUGGCUGACAGCGGCGCGUGUAUUGGUGGAGUUAAGGGGGGAUUACUAUUUCAAAGCUUUGCGGACCCGAAAAAAAACCGUGCAUGUGGCCCCGACCACUUGACACGAUUGUCAAGCACUGUUUGCUGCUUCCGCCUACGAAUGACAUCAUUAGCGCAUCUACUGCCCGUUUUCUUCCUGUCUGUCUGAGAGGGUGGGGGGUACCGGCCUGCUACUAUGCCCAUGUCCCAUGACUGACCUUCGAUAGCAGUACGGGCUGACCUUACAAACACAGGCGCACAUAAAACCCACACGCACAUUCAAUGGUAGGAAACGGAUGAAACCCUUCAACCGAACCGGAUGCAAGAUUUACAUCUCAUUAAGGAAACCUGUGCCAUCCCACCGAUGUUCGGUGCGGAAGCGUACGGUACCGAAACAAGAAUGGGUAAGUGAUUGCUUCAGCAGCAGAUUUUACAAAUCACCAUGCGUCUCCAUCUCCAGAAUGAAAAGGGAAACUGAUCCGUUUGGAGCGGAACCAUUCUUAGCUAGGGUACUAGCACGCAGCUAGCCAGAUUGAUUUAAAGUGCCGUCUUUAACAAUAAUGACGGCAAUGAUCUCUCGAACUUGCCGUUUCACCGUUAAAUUGCCAUAAAAUUACAAACCACCAGGCGUCUCCAUUCGCUAACCUGAAAGCCGCACCACCGGAGGAAGAUGGCGAUGCUUUAGAGCUCCAAUGCAUUCGCUACACUGUCUUGCAAUGUUAAAGGUGGAUUUGAUUUUAAAUAACCCACGACCUACACUUGCAAUCAUUUUCGUUCAAAUACUCCCAGUGUGAUGCACGUACGUAAAAACCUCCGGUUUUAUUGGCGCACAGACACAACUGCAAGCCUACAAAUACAGGGACCCACUACAUGGCCAUUCCGUUCGGUAGCAUUAUCUCAACGAGUCACUCCCGGACCAUGGUCGAAAUCGGCUUACACUCGAGACCGUAAAAUUAAUAAGCUAUUAAAUUUGCACCGACCAAGCACUCGACCAUCCGUCCAGCGGGCCACUCCCGCAAACGACGUAUCGGCUAGCCGUUCGGAGCUUGGCAUGUACUUGUAAAACGGGCGGAAAAAAAGAACAUACACCAGUAUGAAAUAAAAAAGAAACCCAUCCUCACCAAAACGACACGACGGCGUAGUCCGUUUCGCAUUUAUUGGCCCAAAAGUUCCCUAGUAAAGUGCAUUUUACGGUUAUCGGUACGCUAUAAGUCAGCCUACCUCACCAUCACCAACACCAUGUCCCUAGUCCCGGGUGAAAUCUUACCAUCACACGGUAAAUGCGGGACGGGAAGGAAGCAGAAGCAUGUGCAUGUGCGCCACAAAUUUUGAAAAUACUCGCUCGCUCGCUCGCUCGCUCGCUCUCCCGCUCGCUGCCAAAUGUUUGCUGUUUGCGGCGCCGUGCCGCACGGUACCAGAGCGGUAUGAUCGCUGCAGGAAAACUUUUCCAAUUAACUUUAAAACCGUCCCGAAAACCGUCGCUCGCUCUGGCCCAGUUUUGCCUCCCGCUUUUGCAAAACCCGCUCAGCAUCUUUUGCCACUCGAACUCGAAUGUGCUUUGACCACAUUCAAAAUGCAGACGAUCGAACGGGCUUCCCGCAAACCUCUUGUUUCUCCUUGUUUUUUCCCCUCUUUACCCGUUCUGCAGCGGGGAGUGAAUGCCGGUGUAGUAUUUGCAGAACCCGAACACUCGCUUCCACUAUCUGCUGAACCUCGCAGCCGGGAGAGCCAGAGGACAGAGGUUUUCGUUUAUUUUAUUGACGUUACUUUACGAUUGCAAUCCAUUUCCCGGUGGUGGUUCAAUUUCCCGAAAUUGCACGAGCUAAAUAUUGCAACGGUACCGGUGCGGCUACAGAUAAAGCUCUUCGAAUCGGUUGUCAAUCUGGCAAGCAAAAACUCCGCACUACUACCAUCACCACCACCGGUCUUAGCGCGCACACACACUUAAGCUAUAUUUAUGUGUUGCAGCAAAGGCUCUACCGUGCCGCUUUUUAAUGCACACACUACGGUACACCAUUAGGCGAUGGCAACCACACCGGUUGCAAACGAUAACAAGCUUGAUUUCUGUAAACAUUAAGAUGGAGUACAGUGUACAGCUUACGUUCCGAGAACAGUGGCUGGACGAACGAUUAAAGUUCGAUGACAUCGGAGGCCGCUUAAAGUACCUUACACUGACCGAAGCAAACCGUGUGUGGAUGCCUGAUUUGUUCUUCUCGAACGAGAAGGAAGGUCACUUCCACAACAUCAUUAUGCCGAACGUCUACAUCCGUAUCUUCCCGUACGGAUCGGUACUAUAUAGCAUACGUAUUUCACUCACGUUGGCCUGCCCGAUGAAUCUAAAGCUGUACCCACUGGAUCGUCAGGUGUGCUCGCUGCGUAUGGCAAGUUAUGGUUGGACGACGGCCGAUCUAGUGUUUCUGUGGAAGGAGGGCGACCCCGUGCAGGUGGUGAAGAAUCUGCAUCUGCCCCGGUUCACGCUGGAGAAGUUCUUGACCGAUUACUGCAACAGCAAAACCAACACCGGUGAAUACAGUUGCCUGAAGGUGGAUCUGCUGUUCAAGCGCGAGUUCUCGUACUAUCUGAUCCAGAUCUACAUCCCCUGCUGCAUGUUGGUCAUCGUGUCCUGGGUCUCGUUCUGGCUCGAUCAGGGCGCGGUGCCGGCGCGCGUUUCGCUCGGCGUCACCACGCUGCUCACCAUGGCGACGCAAACGUCCGGCAUCAACGCGUCGCUGCCGCCCGUGUCCUACACCAAAGCCAUCGACGUGUGGACCGGCGUCUGUCUGACGUUUGUGUUCGGGGCCCUGCUCGAGUUUGCCCUGGUCAACUACGCGUCCCGUUCAGCGGAUAGGGCAGCAGACAUGCACCGAGAGAAUAUGAAGAAAAAGCGCCGCGAAAUGGAGCAGGCCAGCCUGGACGCGGCCUCGGAUCUGCUGGACACCGACAGCAACGCCACCUUUGCGAUGAAACCGCUGGUACGCCACCCGGGUGAUCCGCUGGCACUGGAGAAACUGCGCCAGUGCGAGGUGCACAUGCAGGCCCCCAAGCGGCCAAACUGCUGCCGUAGCUGGCUGUCAAAGUUCCCGACCAGCCCCUUCAAAAAGGUGCCGUGUCUGGGACGAGGGCAAUGCUCACGGUCGAAGCGCAUCGACGUUAUCUCCCGAAUAACGUUCCCGCUGGUGUUUGCCCUGUUCAACCUGGUCUACUGGAGCACCUAUCUCUUCCGCGAAGAGGAGGAGGACUAAGCGAGCGAACGGACCGUUCCCCGUCACGAUGUUAGCAAUAUAGUACGGCCGCGUCACAGCAGCCAACCCAUCCAACAAAGCACGCUCGCCCACUACCAGCCGUAGUGCGUGAUGCCGAUGAACGACAACUGGAAGACGCAGCGAGCCACGGCUGCACGCCCGCCUAUAUUGCGCACGCACAGUACGCACCUUCAGUUCGCUUUCCUUCUGCGUCGACGACUGACAGCUCAACGCCAAGCGGGAGAAUAACACGCGUCACCAGGGCAACACACGCAACAGCAGUGCGUCUCAGCAUCGAUAGCAACAAAAGUCAUAGCAUACUACGCGUACUAAGAGUACAAGAAACGCCCCCAGGCACGCUCAAUUGUUAGCAACAGUUUAAUCAGAAGCGCAACAAGUUCAGCACAACAAACACAGCAAAAAGAAACAAUAGCAGUAAACAACUCAUGCAUGUUGAUAUGUAGCACACAAAAUAGUUCAGUUAUAGCGCACCGACAGCAUCGUGUAAGCGGAGGAUACAGAUCAAAUAGCACCAUUACUGGCAUAGAUAGCCCCCGAAUCACAGACAGCUCACCAAAUGCAACAGUCUACACACCCUCUACAUACUAGCUUGUAACAUCGAUCGAACCCAGAUAGAGAGCAAUAACAGCACAGACAGAUAAGCAUAGCCCAAACAAAUGAAUUUUAUCAUCCAGAUUGCAUACUUUCAGGAGACCUUUCCUGGAUCAUCCUAUUAAGAGGGUAUUCGUUUUCGUUUUCCCUACCGCCACGAGCUUUGUUUCAUCCCUAUCGACACCCCCAAACUACGACUUUCGACCACACAAAUGCACAACUGCAACCACUACAAACAAACAUACAAACCACGCUGCCAUAUGCUCGGUUUCUUCGGUAGUUUGGACGGAUAGUGCCUUUAGCUUCAAUUAGUUCACCUUUUCAAACACACACAAGUGCUCAGUAAACCUCAAAUUUGAUUUUUGCUUUUACCUUUGCUGACGAUGGAAGGAAGCUGUCUCACACACAGGGAUCGCCUCUCCUGAAUGGGUCCCUGGUCCCAUUAAGCUAGUGCCAUAGUUGUUAAAACAUUUGCGGUUGUGAAUGCGGACCGGGACACUCAAGCAUACGCCUCGUACAUCCGCCUGCAGGAAGUGAAUGUUCUUCCUACGUUCUGAUUCAAACAUGAUCCUUUGAUUUUUGAAAGCUGCAACACACUCGCACAUCACACAAAUUCCCUUUCGGACGGAACGAUUAAUGUUUGAUCGUUUCUAAAAUGAACUGCAACAAUCAGCUGGACGAAUGAUAUGCUUGUCCUUCCAAUCACAUUCGCUUCUGUUGCAUUGUACUAAUAAGUUCAACAUGCACUCAUCAAAACUACACAUACACUCACCAAGCUAACUACAAACCAUUCAAUGUCAUAGGCUGUAUACGCAGCCUGCUUGAGAUGCCAUUCCCGACUAAAACAGCGUAUGUGUGUGUGCGACAGAGCGUGACGAGAGACGUACUGUGCGGUAGUUUUUGUACUAAAAAAAGGGAAGUAAGAAAAUCUAUUACCAAAAAAAAACAAACAACUCUAUGUGCGAAACACAAUGUUCUUUCAUAAGCUAUAUCCAAAAACCAAUUCAAAAAAAACACGUGUACACACUAAGGGUACACGCACACACUCAAACACACCGUAAUCAUAAGGCAGAAUCGAGGAAGAAUUAAUGCAACACGAAAGGCCACACAAGUAACACAUUGCAAACAAUCGUAUAAGCUAUUCCCGUGCAGGAAGAUAAAUAGUUCACCAGUUUUUCUUAAACGUAUAAACGCACUAGGCAUUUAAAACAAACAGAAAAAGAACGAAUAAGUGCUGACGAUGUUCGACGGAAGGAGGGGGGGAUAAAAAAAACUGAAGACGAGUAGGACGAAGGGCGGCUCUUUAGCGUAGUGGGAAAGAUACAAACUCUUUAAAAAAAUUACAGGGUCAUAGCUAUUGUUGUCACGAAUGCACAACGCAAAGAGAGAAAACUUAAGUGAAAAACCAAACAAAAAAACACACACACAAACGAGAUUCUAUCAACACAGCUAAGAGAAUAUAAAUGAUUGCAAAAGAUCGUGUAACAUAUAAGAAACCAAAUGAAUUACAAAUUCUAUCAAUAAGAACACAAAACACACACACACAAUGAAAUACACUAGACAAGCAGAACAGACAAACAAACAAACAAGCAAACACAGUGCGCAUAAACUUUAGUACGAUAAGCAAAAGACAUGUCAAACAAAUCGAACGAAGAUUAUUUUAGAUGUUAUAAAUGGUAGUGCUACUUUACUGUGCUAUGUGAGAAUGCGUGUUAGAACAAAAGGGGCAGAAUUCGGGGACGAGCAGAGAGAAGAGUAGCGCGAACGAGCGCGUGGUAGGAACAGAAGAAGAAAAGAAAACGAACGCAAAAACAAAAGCGAAUGAAGAAAGAAUCGUACCGAAGACAAAAGGAACAGAAAACGGAAACAACAAAAAAGGGUGUUAAAAACAUUAACGAAUCAAAGGGAGAAACAAAACUGAAGCAAACAACAACAAACAAAAAAAAACAACUGUUCUCUGUAGUGUAAUGUGUUUUGUUUUUGGGUUUUUUCUAAGUAAGUACGCGGGGAUCGGGAGGAGCAAAUUAAACACUUUACGAUAAAUAACGCUAGCCAAACCAUCCAGCCGUUUCGAUGAGCUGCGUUAUGUGGUUUGCACGUGUUUUUAUAUGAAAUUUUAACGUAUUUUCUAGAUCAGAAAAGCUCUAGUGAUCAGAAUCCUGGGAGAAGAAACCAGUGUUAGCAGUGUGGCUUAGAGGGGAAGGGGGGAGAUGAAGGGGAGGCCGAGUAGUGCGAGCUAAAGGGAGAACAACAAAACCUGCAACAAACAACAAUACCGAGUGUGAAAAAAAACAACUAUACUUAAACCUACUUCACGCGCCACUGACUUUCUUUUUAACGACUUUUUCAACCAAAAUCCACCUAUUUGGGUUCACACACGAGUGAAGAGUGAAACUGCAAAACUGCAACGUACCGUAGGAGGAAAAGGAGCUUCGGUACACCGCUCCCCCCGGGGACACCGAAAACACGGUUUUUUGUUUUCGGCCCUACAAACGGGGCAAACAUCUUCUACCGCGAUGCUUAAGGGAUAAGGCAACACACACAUGUGUAGUAUAAGUUUAACUGACACACAAACACAAAACACACAAGUUUAUCAUAAAAUGAUGCGAAAUUCGGCCAGCGAUGGGAAGCGAACCGAAUCCGCCCAUUCUUUCAAAACCGACAGACACAGUUCGAACUUCCGGGUUGUGGAGAUAUUUGCGAGGCGCCGAGCUGCCGAGGGGCGACCGUUGUAGGGUUUCGCUCUUCGCGCGCACCGGACUGAAAUAUUUCCAUUUCAUAAUGAAAGAUUUCAUGCAUGCUGCACGUGCGCGCGCGUCCGUUGCGGCCGUUUUCUUUUUCUUUUUUUUGCUUCUUGCUUCUGGUGGUUGUGGUCUUGUUUCCUUCCCUAUCUCACACACACAAAAACACACACACACAGACAAACUUUUCUCGUUUGCCGGCGGAUCAUCAUCGGAGCAUUUUGUAGAAGCCGGCUGGCAGUGUUGUUCGCUGCUUGUGCGAGCUCGCCUGCAUGACUCAUACGAUGGGUAUGAUUUCGUAUAUUAACUGUUACGAAGCCAAUAAUUGUUAGCUACCUAAACACUCUUCACACAACCCAGUGGCAUCGGUUGCACAGAAUGGGUGAGAAAAGACUAGGAAAUGGAAGCAACAGCAACAGAAAAAUAAAACAAACACACUCAAACACUGAUUUAUCGCUAAUCGAGUUAUUAACACAAUCAAAGAGCAAAUCUUAUCUACGUAAAUAUGGCAAAAAGGUGUCAAAACAAUCUGUCUAUAAGCAUACAACUGUAGAUUUUUUUCCUACGUGACCGGUGGUUAAUGUUGAACAUGGAGGUGAAAAAAAGAAGAAGAAGAAGAAAAAACCUUGUAACUGUGGUGCUGUGCAUUAAACAAAAAAAGAAAAAAAA